This is a messenger RNA of Mercenaria mercenaria, 15195 nucleotides long. Its product is annotated as regulating synaptic membrane exocytosis protein 1-like. Bases 256 to 4968 code for a protein of 1570 amino acids. Gene Ontology annotation, biological process: regulation of membrane potential; calcium ion-regulated exocytosis of neurotransmitter; intracellular protein transport. The record is from RefSeq and is a predicted model, not a curated record. NCBI's taxonomy places the organism in Eukaryota, Metazoa, Mollusca, Bivalvia, Venerida, Veneridae. Gene Ontology annotation, cellular component: presynaptic membrane; cytoskeleton of presynaptic active zone. The transcript has 24 exons. Gene Ontology annotation, molecular function: transmembrane transporter binding; small GTPase binding.
AUGUGUCAAGUAUACAGCAAUGUCGUAUCGCAUUAUUUCCUGUGUAAUUGUAGCAAAAUCAUGGAAGAAACAUAGUUCUGUAAUGGAUUUAUUUAUUUCGGAGUUAACAAAUAUGAAGUAGAUCGGAUUUUAUAAUAAAAUGACUGGGAAAAUGGACGGAUCCAUGAAAUGAAGACGAGCUGUCAAACAGUGAACCAGUGACAGAACUUGAUUACUUUCUCUGGCGGGGGCUGAAAGACUUGAUCGCUCUGAAAGAUGUCUGCGACCAGACGACCGUCCCUUCCCCCAAUGCCUGACCUCUCUCAUCUGAAGGAAGAGGAAAGGAAGAUCAUUGAAGACGUUUUAAAGCGCCAACGUGAGGAGGAAGAGAGAGAACAGGAUAUGAUUCGACAAAUGCAAAUGGAAUUUGACACAUACAGACAGACAGUUGAGAAGGUUGGAGAGGAGGCAAAACGUUCAGACAAUGCAGACACUGGUGCUGUAUGCGAUAUCUGUCGUAAAACCAAGUUUGCAGAUGGAGUCGGACAUAAAUGCACAUACUGUAACCUGAAAUCUUGUGCCAGAUGUGGAGGCAGAGUAACUGUCAAAAAUAAGCCUCCUGGUUCCAAAAUAACAGUAGAUACAUCUCCUUCGAUUACGACAUGGGCUUGUAACUUGUGCAAGAAAAAACAAGAAAUCCUGGCUAAGACAGGACAAUGGUAUCAUGGCGGAAUGGCUAGACCCGUUGGUUUAGAUGUUGUAGAUGCUGCAGGAGGAAGUGGAGGGGAUUCUGGAAAAUCUGAAUCCAGUCAACAGAAUGAUAAACGCCAAAAAUAUAUUGACAAGAAUGAAAGUGGACAUACUAGUUCAGAAAAAGAGAAUAUAGAGAAAUCUGAAAAAGGCGAGAGAGAAAUUAAAGGGCCAAUGACUCGUCAGAGCUCACAGCUGAAGAGACAAUACUCACUAGAUGCUCAAAGGGGUAAAGUAGGGGAAAAUGGGACCUCAGGAAAAGAUUCUGGGGAUCGAUCAGGGGGACAUGAUAGGUUACGUGAGAGAGGAAAUAACGUUCCCUCAGAAAGAGGUCGCGCUAGGGAUAAAUCUCCUGCUCGACAUAGAUACCAUAGUGAAACCAGACUAUCUGAAACUGAUAAAAGAUAUUUUGCUCAUGAACGGGGUGGGGAUAUAGAUAGACAUGGUGGGAGGGGUCAGCGUGAAGCUUUAGGUAACAGGGUAGGGGAUAAUAGGGACAAUCGAGAAAGGGAAAGGGAAAUGCGUGAAAAAGGGCGCCAUUCUGAUGAUAGAGAUCCAAGAAGAAUGCAAAAAGAGGGGCCAGAUAGACUCUACCCAGAGAGAGAAAUUAUCAAAAAGGAAUCUGCAUCAAGAUCAAGAUCUAUGAGAGACUCUCCUAGUCCUAGACAUUCAGUAGAUGAGAAAUCAUCUGCCGGUGAUGAACGAGAACGACGGAAAGAACCUCCGGAUCAUUAUAGACAAUCGCCCAUAGAUAACUUUAAUAAUAGGUCACAUGAUAGACCACAUGACUAUGCAGAUAAUAAACGUGAACGUAGAGGCUCACGUGAACGUGUAAUUGACGAUCAUAAAAUAGGAAAAAGUCACAUGUCUGAUCGUGGUGGUCAUGAUCAAAUUCAUCAAUCCCAAAAUAAAUUACAUAAAGGUUCUCUAGAAAAUGUAUCACGAACUGGUUCACGAAGAGACCGACGCUCACCAACAAUGCAAGAACGGCAAUAUAAAUCUCCACCUCAACAUAGGCAUUUAAUUCAUAUAGAACAAGCCAGUGACACUCAAGUAAGUGCAGCAGAAGAGAUAGCGGAACUAGAACGAAAUGCAGAUUCAAGUAAACAGCAUUUAGACCCUAAUUCUGCUGUAGCAAAAACAUCACGUAGUAAUCGUCGGAAAUUGGAAAGUAUAAUGCGGAAUGAUUCACUUAGUUCUGACCCCUCUGACUGUGUUCGACCUCCUCCUCCAAAACCUCAUAAGCACAAACGUGGGAAAAAGCAACGGCAGCAUUCUGUGUCAAGUUCCGACGACGAGAUACGGUCCACCCCAGAAUGUUCAAGUUGUGAGGAAUUAGAUUUAGAAAGUGAAAGUGUCAGUGAAAAAGGAGGAGAAUAUUUAUACGACCGUCCAGUCACGGACGAUCGCUGGAAAAAAGAUGAAAUUUUAGAAGCAAAAAUCAAAAAGUUUUUGUCGCAUCCAGUGAUAUGGCAACCCUCAGCGGAUGGUCAACACUGGAUUGGUCACAUGAUAUUGAAGAAAGCAGUAUUAGAUGGUUCUGGUAAACCAAGUGAUUCUAGUGUGUUAGGUUUAAAGAUCGUUGGAGGUCGUAUGACGGAUGCUGGAAGUUAUGCAGCAUACAUCACCAAAGUGAAAAAAGGUUCUAUAGCUGAUACAGUAGGCCAUUUAAGAGCAGGUGAUGAAGUGAUAGAAUGGAAUGGUCGUUCAUUACAAGGUGCAACAUUUGAGGAAGUCUGUGACAUUGUUCUAGAAUCAAAACAAGAACCCCAGGUCGAACUUAUCGUCCAUAGAAGUAAAAGUACUGGAGAAGUUCCACCCGGUGCCAACAGUCAGUAUGAUGCUCAUAAAGAUUUUGGUCAUAUAAAGGAUGUUGUUGGGACGACACGUCUCAAUCGUCCAAGUUUGAAAGUAACAUCACCAGAGUCACCUAGAACGCAGAAGACUCAAAAGAAUGCAAUGCAAAUCUCUGGCAGAAUACAGGUAAAACUGUGGUAUGAGAAGAGAAGUUUUGAGCUCAUUAUUACAAUCAUCAGUGCUAUAGACCUUCCUAUGACCAAUGAUGGGAAGUUUAGAAACCCUUACUGCAAAAUCUACCUGCUUCCAGAUAGGAGUGAGAAGAGUAAGAGGAGAACACGAACGGUGCAGAACACAAACGAACCAACCUGGAAUCAAACUUUCAUGUACCAGAAUGUGAAACCAGAAGACUUUGUAGAAAGAAUGAUAGAGAUCACUGUGUGGGACUUUGAUAGAAUAGGUGCAAGUGAAUUCCUUGGCGAGGUAUUAAUAGAUCUAACUUCAGCAUGUCUCACAGAUGAACCAUACUGGUAUCAGCUAAGUAACCAUGACAACACUAGUUUACCACUUCCUAGUUCUUCUCCUAGAAAUAAAACAAGUAAAGACCCCUAUGAUGUUCGGCAUAGAAAACAGAUGUCACCUCCUCGAGUAGGUCGUGGUGAUAGUGAUGUGUCAGAAAUUGAUGACAGUAUAGGAGUUGUGGGUGGAUUGACAAGAGACACAAUGGAACCUGGCAGGAGAGCUAGAAUGCCAAGUGCUGCAAAUGAAAAACUUGACGUUCCAGAUAGGGGAAGAAGAUCUAAAUCUCCUGUUCCAGAGUCAAGAGAUCGACACAGAACGAGGUCAAGGUCACCAGCUCCUGAUAGAGGUCAAAGGGCAAGGUCACCUGCUCCAGAACAAGGUCAUAGAUCAAGGUCACCUGCUCCAGACAGAGGUCAUGGUCACAUGAGGUCAAGGUCACCUUCCUCACAUCACCGAGUGCCUGAUACUGUAGCUCGCUCAUUGUCACCCACAGAUCUCAGCAGCAGACAUUCCUCAACUAGCACCCCGGUACGAAUGCCGGUUAUUUCACCAACCAGUACUCCAUCACCAAAGAAACGUCAGCUUCCAGCAAUACCGGUAGAGGCGCAGAGAGCCAGUCGAGAUAGAGUGACCCAAGAAUUGGAGGAACGUGCGAGAAUGAUGAAGCAGAGAAUUAUUCGCCAGGCAGAAGGUUCCAGCAUGCCUCACUCUGAUAGUGAAGGAUAUAGACAGAGUAGAAAGAGUCAUGAAAGUAGGUCAAGGUCGCGUGAUAGAGCAUUUGAUAGAGAAUAUGACUUCAGACUGGGUCGUGAUUUCGGAGGAGGAGGUUAUCAUCAUAGAAGAAGAAGAGAGUUUGGUAUGGACGAUGAUGCUCAGAGUGAUGCCUCGGAGACGAGUGAUAUGUCUGAAGUCUCAAAAGUCAGCACUGUCAGUCUGAGGUCCACACAGUCUGAAAGACCUAGAAAAUUCAGUGAGUUUACAUCUAGAAUGGAGAGUCGUAGUACACCAAUGCCUGCCCGUCGUGCCCCGCCCCGUAGCUCCAGUAAUGAUAGUACCGGAUUUGAGAAAACAGAUGGUAGCCAAUCAGAUUCUGCCGUUUCCAGCAGUAUAACUGAAGGGCGGAGUAAACGUAGGCCCAGUUUGAGUCAUAAAAUGGCAUCUUUUGUAGGACUGAGGAGGAGAAGCAGCAGUGCCACUCAGUUAGAUGGCAGAAAAAGAAGCUCAUUCCAGAGAUGUGAGGAGGUGAUACCUGCCGGCGAAGGACCAAGUCAUAUGUAUAAACAGGGUAGUAGAGAAUCCACUGAUGGCAGUAUCAGCAGUGAUUCCGGCAGCGUGCUGUGGUUACCACCAGGUAUGAGGCUUGGUGCUGAAGGACAGUUUGGUGAUUUUGUUGAAGGCUUGGGCCCGGCUCAAUUGGUAGGGAGACAGGUGCUGGGUUCAGCAUGUCUGGGAGAGAUACAGCUUGGCCUGUAUGACAGGAAAGGUCAUUUAGAGGUUGAAGUUAUACGAGCAAGAGGUUUACUUGCAAAAGCAGGCGCUAAAUUACUUCCAGCACCCUAUGUAAAGGUGUAUUUGAUUGAGGGUAAACACUGUAUAGAAAAACAAAAGACAACUGUAGCAAGGAGAACACUAGAUCCUCUCUAUCAGCAACAGCUUAUGUUUACUGAACCAUAUUCUGGCAAAAUUCUUCAGUUGACAGUAUGGGGAGACUAUGGCAGAAUGGAUCGCAAAGUGUUUAUGGGAGUAGCUCAGAUAAUGUUAGACCAACUUGACCUAUCGAACAUUGUGAUUGGCUGGUAUAAGUUAUAUACUAGCUCUUCCCUCGUUGGCCAUCAUUCCUCGACUGGUACCCUGACGGCAAGUAGGAAAGGUUCCAGUACUUCUUUAGACAGUGGAUAUAAUAACAGCACACGGACCUAGCUAAUGUUGUGUAAAUAGUAACCAGUCUUUUCCAAUUUUUUGCUCGCAUUAACUGAUGCGUCUGCUUGAUUUUAUUGUCAAAUUUAUAUACGACGCAACAUGCGUGAAAGGGUCAGCCUUUUAAAAAUGUUAAGGAUCAUACUGUAGGGCAAUUUGAGUUCACAAGGUGCUACAGGAAUAGUUUAACCAACGUGUUAUAUCUGCAGUCAACAAAACUACAGUAAAUGUGUCUCUUUAUGUAAUUAAGUGCAAAAAAAAAAAGAUGUUUUUAUGACAGUAAAUGUUGCAGCUACAGAGACUUAUUGAAAAGGAGUGCUGCUAAAAAAUGGUUGAGCGCUGCAAAUUAAUCAAAAAAUGUGUCUUGCUGAAUUUUCAUUUUGCUUUAAAUUUAUUCUGCAGGCAACUGUAGUAUCAGUUUGUAUUAGGUCUGCAGGCAAUCAGCUGCAUUAACUCAUGUAGAUUCUGUAUUAAAUUGUACAAGUUAUGCAGGCAGCUGGGAUGUAAAAUUAGUUUACAGGCAAGAGUUUCAUAUGCAGAUAGCUGUAGUGUAAUCUUGAACAUGCUGUGAAAGUAAAUGAAGCCAUAGGUUACACAAAUUCUAAAGGCAGGUGAAGCAUAUUUGUAUAUUGUACAAGUUCUACAUGCAAUACUUGCUUCAGCUUGUACAAGGUCUGCAGGUAGUAUAAUUGUAUCAACUUAUACAAGUUCUACAGACAAUGUUUGCACCAACUUGUACAAGUUCUACAUGCAACAAUUACAUCAGCUUGUACAAGGUCUGCAGGCAAUAUCUGCAUGAAUAUGUACAAGUUCUAAAGGCAAUCUUUGCAUGAUCUACUUGUACAUGUUCUGCUUGCAACAUUUGCAUGAAUUUGUACAAAGAUGAAAGGUAGUCUAAUCUUAGGUUGUGCGUGUUCUGCUGCUGGCAACAAUUAAAUCAGAUUGUAUAGGUAGUGACAACAACACUUGUGUCAAGUGUAAAAGGUUUUUCUAACAACACUCAUGCAAGGUUGUACAAGUUGUGAUUGGAAAACACUUCUCCCAUUACUAGUUCUUAUAGUCUAACUGCUGUAAUAUUAAUAUUGAAAGUUUGUUGUCAUGUUAAAGAAUGUGUGUUUAGAAGUUUAAAAAUGUUCUUGUUAACCAAAGAGCUAUAAAAUAAAUAGAUCAGCAACUUGAAAGGUAUAUAGAGCGAAUCUCACCAGCAUCACAUGGGAACUGAAUGAGAUCUCGUUUUACCAGUGAAUGAAACAGACAGCAAAAGGCUAAAAAUUUGUGUUGUGAAAAACUUUCUAUCAGAUCGUUUGUUUAUAAUGAUAAUGGUGUUUUUUUAAUGUUAUUAGUAUUUUCUACAUGGGGAAGGAAUGAAUUUAUGAUUGGAAAUCUGAGAAAUCAACAGUUGUCAUUUGAAAAUUGGACCUGAUUCGGUUUAUUACGAGACUCAGUGAUCAAGUCGGCAAAUGCUUCAAUAAGAUAAUGUGGUGACAUUUGCUUACGUGUGAUUAUAUCCUGUUGCCAUUCUGUGUAUUUUAUACUUCUUUGUAUUAACUAAGAUAUAACAAUUUGUAUAUAUCAAAUUUUUUUUUGUUUACUGAAGUUUUUGUUAUUAAACUAAAGGUUUCGCAGUUAAUUUUCUAAGAAGAUCCUUUGGAAGCCUAGAAUGCAACCAAGCUAAGUAUUGACAGACUAUAUUCACAAGUGGUAACAUGAUGUUUGCCACCCCUCAUACCCUCAUUUGCUCAAACUUAAUGGGACAGUCAAUAUUUGUUAGAGUUAUUGGUAGUUUGAGCAAUUGAAAAAUUAUACAUAUAGGGAUUUUGCACUCUGUCAAGGUAUAAAGUGACUUUAUAUAACAGCCACAAGACAUGCAAGACUGCUUUUUGAAAAGUCAGUUUAUAUAUUUAACUAAAGAUUUUCAUGUGAAUUGAAGAUUUUCUUGUUAACCAAAGAUUUUUUUGUGAUUUUCUUAAGUGAAGGUUAGUGUACUGUUGGCUGUCUUUCCUUUAAGUUGCACAUGCGCUCUAUUUGAUAGAAGUAGGUACACAGCUUGGUUAUCCAAGUUGCUGCUUUGACAAAUAUUAUUUGUGUACUAGUUAAAAGUACAAAAAAUAGAUAAAUCAUUUAUGUUAAUAUAAUUGUGAUACAUUUCAGAAAAGUCUGUUAAUUUUGAAGUUUGUACUGUUAAGGAAAGGAAAGAUCAUGCAAACUUUAAACCUCGUUGCGUCAGAUUUCCGAUCAUGGUAGACCAAGCUUACAACAGUUUGAGGGAUAAAUGAGAGCAUAACUACUGUUUUAUGUUGAAAUAGUAGACUAAGACAAUUACAGACCAUAUGUAAAUCUCUGAGAUAUCGGUAAAAGGUAUUUUUAGGUAUAAGCCUGAAACAAAUACUCAUAGAAUACAAAUCUGUAGACAGAACCAUGUUAUAUAACUCUUGUUGAAAAUAAUGUAAUCAAAAAUAGGAGAAGUUUUAAACAACUUCUCAUGAAACAUUAGGUAGAUGUUCACCAAACUUGAUUUUGGCCUGUUGUUUACCUGAUCCAAAGGCUGAUGGUGAGCUUUAAUUAGUAUAAAUGGGUUCUUUCUCUUGGAUCUUCUCCAGAUUUAAUUGAAGCCUCCUUUAAUGCGAAUUAUAAAAAUGAACACUGUGGUUGUUUAAAGAGUUUCAAACCAUUGCAUAAGAGCUGAAAGAAGAAAAUCUCUGUUAGCAUCUUCUUAUGAAUAGUCAUGGAUUUUCACUGAACUUUGUUCCAAUCUACAUGACACUUAUAACAGAAAGUGUAAAAGUUUGCAUCCCUCUGCACAGAGCUGUACAGUCCGGUGAAUGAUUAAGGGUCAUGUUGGCCCUCCUGAUAUUGUAUAUCAGUCAAAACUAGCCAUUAUAAUAGCAGGUAAAAUAUGGCCUAACUCCAUUCUUUUACUGCUUUUCUCACUUUCCAUAUAAACAGAGCAGUUUUACGAGUAUAUAUGUAUCAGUAUGUUAAAGCAUCACCCAUAAUGUACAGCACUAACAUUAUAUUUGUAACAUGUUCCACUAUCCCUUAUAUGGUGCAAUUCUGCCCAACAUUUAACAGGUGCGGUAGGUUGUUAAAUGUGUCAUGAUGAUAACUUUCCACAUUGAGCUCUGAGGUUAUAAAACUGAGUUAGGAGACCAGUCUGAAAUCUCCAUCUUCCAGUUGGUUGUGUCUGAGCUGUGGCCAAUAGUGAUAAUUAUGCCAGUCAGAGACUGGUUGGCAAAUUUGGUUUUAUCAAGAUUCCAAGUGAUAAAACUGAAUUUGAACACCAGUCAAAAAAAUGCAAAUGAGCCAUUGGUCAAUUACACUGCAAGCUCAAAAUAAACCAAUCUGAUGCUGAAGUUUUGAGACUGGUUCCCUAACUCAGUUUUAUACCUUAAAGUUAGGGGACUGGUUCCCAAAGUUAGUUUUAUACCUUGAGUUAUGAGACUGGUUCCCUAACUUAUUUUAUUCGUUAAAGUUGGAAACUGGUUCCCUUACUUAGUUUUAUACCUUGAAGUUAUGAGACUGGUUCCCUAACUUAGUUUUAUACCUUGAAGUUAUGAGACAGGUUCCCAAAUUCAGUUUUAUAACCUUGACAGCUUGAUUGAAGGUAACCCAGCUUUGUAAUUCAAAACUUUCUAUUGCCAUUCUUUAAACUCAGAUAUCUUCAAAAAGCUAAAAGGUUUUAGCUCACCUGAGCCAAAGGCUCAUGGUGAGCUUUUGUGACCGCUCAAUGACCUACGUGCGCCAUGCGGUGUGCGUCGUGUGUCCCUCAACAUUUUUUAAAAAACUCCUCUUCUUGAAAACCACCUGACAGAAUUACACUAAACUUCACAGGAAUGAUCCUUGGGUGUUCCCCUUUCAAAAUUAUUCAAAGAAUUUAAUUCCAUGCAGAACUCUGGUUGCCAUGGCAACCGAAAGGAAAACCUUUAAAAAUCUUCUUGUCCAAAACUGCAAGGCAUAGAGCUUUGAUAUUUGGCAUGUGACAUCAUCUAAUGGUCCUCUAUAAAGAUUCUUCAAAUUGUGGCCCUGGGAGGAAAAGAGGCCCCACCCCAGGGGUCCGAAGUUUUACAUAAACUUUAAAAAUCUUCUUGUCUAAAACCACCCCUUACAGAAGAAAAAGGCCUGCUGGGUACUCUUGCUGUGUACAUACAGCGUAUAUGAUGCGUACAUGAUGUGUACUGAAAUCAAGGGCUUUAAAUAGUACACAGGAUAUACACCGCACAUACACCGAUAGUACGUUUGUAGUACACUUUUGACAUGCAAAUGAGCUCUGCCGCGUACUACUUGCUGCGUACAUGCUGUGGACUACAUAGUACACAGGAUGUACGCUGGAGGAAUUUAGUAUGCGGGAAAUAGUACGCAGCAUGUACGCGGCACAUACACUUUUCACAUGCAAAUGAGCCUGCGGUGUACUACCCCUGCGGCGUACAUGCUGUGUACUCCUGCGGCGUACAUGCUGUGUACUCCUGGCCCGAGUCCUGCGGCGUACAUGCUGUGUACUCCUGCAGUGUACAUGCUGUGUACUCCUGGCCCGAGUCCUGCGGCGUACAUGCUGUGUACUCCUGCUGCAUACAUGCUGUGUACUCUUGUGGCGAAACUGCUGUGAUAAUGUAAAUUCCUUACCCCACCAACUUUCGUAUGCAAAUGCUGAUCAUUUGAACAGAAAAAAAAACAGAAAAAAGAUAAGUGACAUGCAUUAAUAAGUAUUUACCCUUACCAAAAUAAUGUAGAUUGAUGUUAUCAAAUAAAUUAGUAUGCUUUUCUUCAUCCACUUUUCAAUGAAAUAAAUCAAUUUUUGUAGCUUGUAAUUUGGUAAACAUUUGAAGAAAAUGGCAUAACUGCAUCAAGGGGAAACAACUUUAAUGUAACUAAAUAUAAGUGUUAUGAUUUAUUAUGGACCAUGUGUGCGUAGUAUGUAUUUGUUUUGAUUAAAAUCCAUCUGAGAACAAUCUAUGACGAAUUAUAUAAGCAUUUAUACACUUUUAUUUCUGUAAAAAGUAGCACACCAAAAAAUUUUGGACUGAUUUUUUCAAAUGGGGCGAGCGCAAUUAGCCAAAAACGUUCUGAAAAUAUACGAGCGGCAAAUCCGAUGAACAACUUUGGUGAGGCCUUAAUGGGUUAACAUAAUGAGCAUUUAAGCCUUUAUUAUAAAGUUUAUAAAACGUGAUAGAAUGGUGUUUUGCUUAAGAGUAAUCAAAUAACAGUGAGAGCUAUUAAUUCUUCUCAUUCGGGCGCUGUUGAGGCAUUAUCUCGGUAAUUAUUUCAUGUAUUACAAAAUGCAGUGCAACGAAGUUCAAAUAAGGCUUUUCAAUUAUCCAAGUUAGAAAGCUCCGGGAUUAAUUCAAAAUGAAAAAGAAUAUAUUUUUACACUGCAUGCAAGGUGCAGCUCAGAAAUCACUAAGAUGUAAGCUUCACAAAUGAACAUUGCAAAUAGUUUGGCAAAUUUUCAUUGUUCAGAAUACCGGUAAUCUGAACUAUUCUAUGCUAUUAAGAUAAAAGUUACUCGGAAAUCAAGUUCUUGCUUCCAAAAAAAAAAAAAUGUACAAAUCCUUCCUGCAUGAAGUGUACUUCAGACUUUUACCUAAAAAAAUUCAAAGUAUAAACACCAAAAGAAAAUGAACAAGUCCCAGCCGCGUAUAUGAAGUUUACUUCAGACUUUAUAAAAAAAAAAUUUAAGUAUAAAUGCCAAAAGAAAUUGUACAAGUCUUUCCCGUGUAUAUGAAGUGUACUGCACAAAUUUCAAAGUAUCUGCGGUGUACAUGCAGUGUACUAUUUUCUUGUACAAGUCCCUCCUGCAUACAUGCAGUGUACUCCUUAAAUUUUCAGAGUCUGUGCUGCGUACCUGAAUUGUACUAGUGACCUCCUGCGUACAUGCUGUGUACUCGUCGAAAUAGUACGCAGCAUGCGGUGUAUGUAAAAUGUACUCCUCUGGCGUACUACUGUGUUCGCGGCAUAUACACAGCAAAUACGCAGCAUGUACGCCACAGAGGCUUGCUUCUGUAAGGGCCAAUACCUUGGCCUUUGAUAUUUGGUGUGUUGGAUUGCCUUUUGGUCCUCUACCAAAAUUGUUCAAAUUAUUAACCUGGGUUGAAAAGAGGCCCUGCCCCUGGGGUCCCAAGUUUAACAUAGACUUAUAUAGUGAAAAAGAUAAAAAUCUUCUUGUCUGAAAGUUCAAGGCCUAGGUCUUUGAUAUUUGGUAUGUAGCAUUGCCUACUGGACCUCUAACAGGAUUGUUCAAAUUAUGCAAAUUAUGAAAAGAGGCCCCGCCUUGGGGGUCACUUGUUAUAUGAGUUAUAUCGGAAAAAAUACUUCAAAAAUUAUUAGAUCAUAUUUCCUAGACUGUUUAAUUAUAUUUACCUGAUGUACCCAAGUGAUAACCUGCUGACCUACUUUCUUGUUUUUUAAGAUACAGCCUUGAAAUUUGGAUGACAUGUACAGUUUUGCAUACCGAUCUUAAAACUGACUUUCAGUGACCAUGAGUGUGACCUACUUUCUAAUAUUUUAGCAUCAGUUUGCCAUUUGAAACAUGUGACUCGUAUUACUCAGGUGAGCAAUUCAGGGUCAUCAUGACCCUCUUGUCUAUAUUCAGAAUUUGAAUUGGUUCAUGUCACAGACAGAGAUCAGUAUUUGUGGUAUAUGGUCAUCUUACUAAACAUACUGGUCUGUUUAUUUAAAUUAUUGCUUUUUUAAGAAUAUUAAUUUUUUCCAAGAUUUGGAGAGUAAGUGUAACCAGAUAUAGCACAAAAAAUCUGAUCCUCAGUAAAUGUUUGAUUUGACUGUAGUUAGAUGUGUUUUGUUAUGUACAUUACAAGCAAAACGACCUGUUUGAGUCAGAUAUUUUCAAAAGGCUAAAUUUUUGAGGAUUAAUUCAUGAGUAAGAAUAUUUGCUAUGUAUGGCCAACUUGUUAAACAUUUAGAACAAUAGCACUUUUGCAAAUAUUUAUGUUUGCCAGUAUGGACCUUUAGCAAUUUUAGAGGAAAUAUAUCCUUUGCAAAAUUUCUUUUUAUACUGUAUAUGUAACAUAUGAUAUCAAUGCUGAUGACUUACAAAAUGCUAAAUAAAAGUGAUGCAAAAUUACAGUAGGUAAACAUAAGUAAAUAUAUUCACUUACCUAGAAACACAUAUUUGAGCCACGCCAUGAGAAAACCAACAUAGUGGCUUUGCGACCAGCAUGGAUCCAGACUAGCCUGCAUAUAUGUGCAGUCUGGUCAGGAUCCAUGCUGUUCGCUAACAGUUUCUCUAAUUGCAUUAGGCUUUGAAAGCAAAAAAGCAUGGAUCCUGACCAGACUGCGAGGAUGCGCAGGCUUGUCUGGAUCCAUGCUGGUUGCAAAGCCACUAGGUUGGUUUUCUCAUGGCGCUGCUCAUUUAAUAUUUCAUGUACAGAUACUGUGAUGUUUUGUUUUUUUUGGGUAAUUAUUGACUACUGUGUUUGAUUGGGAAAAAAUAGCAGAGAUUUUAAAGGGUAAAAUGUGCCUAUAAGUGCAUUUUUUGUAUUAAUGGAAUCUGUUAUCUUCAGAACUGACAUACAAAGAGAAAACGCAUAGUCAGUUGAAGUUUGUGUGACUCUGUGAAUCAUUAUUUGUUUGCAGCAUGAUUAUGAAAUUUCUGUAAAUGCAAGGCCAAAGCAAAGUGGCCUAUUUUUGAACAGAAUUGUAAUUUGUAAGUGUGUGACUUGCUGUCAGUGGCCAACUUAUUUGACUUUAUAUUUCAGUAUAAGGUCAUCGCUUAAUGUAUAAGGUUUGAAUAAGAAAUGACUGAACAAGCACCUGAUUUUAAGUUUAUCAAUUAAUCAAUGCCUUUGCGUGGUAUAUUGUCCGAUUUACCAGGGGUCAGAGUUCAGAUGUGCAAGAAUUUGAACAACGGCAUUAGCCAGAGUUGUUUAGAUAUCCAAGCAUCUGAAUGAUGAACUGUGGUAAAUCUGAUGAUAAAGCACAAGAAGGCAUUGAUUAUUUUCAUUUUAACAUGCUCGUUGAAAUAUUAUGAGAAAAAUUAUGCUGGACUUAACUUAUCUGAGCAGUAAUGAAUCAUAUAUCAUGUGGCAAUUUGUUCUUUUAUCUGUCAACCAUUGUUUAUCACAGAUUUUAUCACAGUUGUGUUCUUUCUUUGUGUAAGUAAACAACAGAUCUGGUGUGUUAGGGUGUUUGUUUAAUCAUGUGUUAUCACAGUAAAAUGGAUUCAUGUUACAGAACAUGGAUUUGUUGACAAACGACUUUAAAAUUUGUAAUAGUCGUAGUUUAGUCAUAUGUUUCCACAGUGUCUUUCAAAAUACAACAUGAAAGACCUAGAUAUCUAGUGUCCUUAAUUUAGUUUUAUCGUUUUUCAGUCCAGAAUGAUAUCUGUUUUUUAUAUCGAAAAGUUUGUAUUUCAAGAAUAAUAAAAAAAAAGCAGAAUUUCGAGAUAAAAUUUAACCUGGGCACAUUCUGGUUUAUGUUCUAACUCUAAAAUUAGCCCAUAGCCAGCUGGCGGUAUGUGAUUCUGCCUUUGCGACGAGUGCAGACCAAGAUCAUCUUGCAGGCUGAUCAUGGUCUGCACUGUUCGCCAUUCAAAUUGGAAGAUGGACAGGUUCAUUAAUUAUGGAAAUUUAGCAGGGUAAGGGUUAAGACGUACAUCUGAAAAACUUCAGAUUGACGUAACUUUCUUUAUUAUGUAUCUGUUCUACUGAAACUUUGUAUAUCUUUAAGCUGAAGUAUAUGCUAUACGCCUGCUAAGUUUCAUUUAAAUCUGUUUAAGAUAAACAAGCAUAGGGCAGGAAGUAAUUUAGCAUUUCAUAGUCUUAACAUCGAUGAAUAUGGAUGUUAAUUUUGACAGUUGUGCAAAAAAAAAAAAACAAUGAGAUGACUAAAAAUGCCUUGGUUUUGUGACAAAAUCUGUAUGCAUCAUUCUUCCUAUACCCGCCUUACCAGUAUACAAAUAAGGGUGUUCAAAAAACAACUUUUAUUGUUAGUAAAAUAUGUAGAAUGCACUGUUAUUUUCUGUUAAUUUAGAUUAUAUAUUGUGUGUGCAAUAAAAAGCAAAAUGUUUAUAUGUUUGAUUUUAUAGUGUGUUUAAUUAUUUAAUUAACUGUUACACGUUUUUGUUAAGUUUUUGUAUCAGGCAUAACAUAGUUGUAGGUAUUUUAUGUCUUUCAGAUUUUGAGAUAAAUGAACAUUGUUGAGUGUUGUAUAUCUUGAAUGGGUCAGCUGCAUGUACAUAAUACAUUGUCAGCUAUUCCCAGCUGUUAAUUGUGAGUUUAAAUGUAGUUCUUUAGGCUCCAAGGUUGUAAUUCUGUAUUUGGUGACCAGUCCAAGAAUGCAGCCUUGUCAUUGGUCAAUUUUAAAUUCAUUCAUAGAUGCAGCCAAUCAUACGCUUACGUUUUUAGACUGGUCUCCUAACACAAUUUUAAAGCCUUUGCCUAUACUAGGUGUCCGUGUAAAUGUAACCACAACAAUUAAAUAUUUUAUUUAUUACUAUGUUGGACAAUAUGAUAUAGAAAUCAUGAUUCUGUAUUGGCCAGUAGGUAUAGCUUUGCAGAUAGACUUCUAUAAUACUCCCUUUUUUGCCUGAAUUAAUAUAAGUAGAUUUGAUUAAACAGUUGUAUUCAUUGUGAGACACCAGCGACUGAUCCAUUUUUGUUUCUCAUAUUUCAUAGCAUGCAGUUAAACAUAAAUAACCCUUACCAAGCUGGACACGAUUGGUUCUGCCUUUGCGACCAGUGUAAAUCAUGAUCUGCACUGUUCACUAUUCAGUCAGUAUCUUUUUGGUAAGCAUCCCUUUUAACACUUAAUGGUAUGGUCCAAAUUGGGAGAUGGACGAGUUCAUUAUAGAAAUUUUGCAGGGUAAGGGUUAAGUCAGUUGUGGGUAUCUGUGGAUGACUUUUGUUGGAAUUAUCUUCAGUUCAAUCCAUAACUACCAGCUGAAUACAAAACGUAAUUUGGUUCCAUUUAAGUCAUAAAAUACUAAUACAUUUUGUAUUUUAAUUCCUUUAUUAUCAAUACAUUACUAAUACAUAGUGUAAUUUCUGUUCCAUUACAGUUGUAAUGUAUACUGUGUUUUGGUUCUGUUACAGCUUUUAAUUACGUAAUUCCAUUAAAGCUAAAUUAUACUUUGGUUUUAUUACAAUAGUAGUAACCUGGUGUAUUUUGGCCCCAUUACAGCUAUAAAUCAUAGUCUAUUUCUAUUCAAUUACAGCUGCAAUUACAUAGAGUAAUUUGACUCAAUUGCAUCCAUAAAUUACUAAUACAAUUUCCCCCCCC